AUCAUUCUACCUCAGCAGACGACUGAAGAAACGACCAUCGCAACCAUCUUGACCGAUAAAGGGUUAACGGCAUUUAAAAUUCCUUAUAUUUCUGACAUACUUAAACAGGUAUUACAAUAGUGUGAAUGUUUAAUAAAGCGAUAGACACGAUGGAUAAGAUCAACGCUAUUUUGCUUUCAAAUGAACAAUACAUGCCGAUACUUGGUUUUGGCACCUGGCGGGCCAGUGAAGAGGAACUUAUGACGACAUUGGAUAUUGCUUUAGAAGCAGGAUAUAGACAUAUUGAUACAGCACCAGUAUACUUCAAUGAAAAAGCAAUCGGUAAAGUUCUUAAAAAAUGGUUCGAUUCUGGAAAACUUAAACGAUCAGACAUAUUUAUUGCUACAAAGCUUCCUCCAACGGGAAACAGACCAGAAUGCGUUGAAAGAUGGAUCAAAAAGUCUUUGGAAGAUUUGCAACUAGAUUAUCUGGAUCUUUAUUUAAUUCAUACUCCAUUUGCUUUUAAGGAAGUUGGGGAUGAUUUACACCCUUGUGAUAAAGAUGGACAAAUUAUGUUUGAUCCAACCACUGAUCACGUUAAAGUUUGGGCUGAAAUGGAGAAACAAGUAGAAUGUGGACGCGCUAAAGCAAUCGGAUUGUCGAAUUUUAAUAUCAAACAGAUUGAACGAGUUUUAAAGAGUGCAAAAGUAAACAUUUCAAUGUUGCAGAUUGAGUUGCAUAUUUAUUUUCAACAACAAGAAUUAGUAAAUUAUUGCAAAAGUAAAAAGAUCGCGAUAACAGCUUAUUCUCCACUUGGAUCACGCAGUUUCGUAAAAGCGACGAACAAAACAGAAGAAAUUCCUGAUAUGCUCCAGAGUGACGUAGUAUUAGAAAUAGCAAAGCGUUAUAAUAAAUCACCCGCACAGAUUUUAUUACGAUACAUUAUACAAAACGGAAUUGCAGUUAUUCCAAAAAGUACUAAUCUCCAGAGAAUUAAAGAAAAUACCCAGUUAUUUGAUUGGAAACUUGAACCACAAGAUAUGAAAAAAUUAAAAAAUCUUGAUCGUGGGGAAUCGGGCAGGAUUUGUGAUUUUGGUUUCUUUAAAGGGAUUCGACGUCAUCCAGAAUUUCCCUUCUGAACAUUUUAUGAGAUAAUUUAAUAUAUUGUUGUUACUAAAAAUAUAUGUAUUACA
Molecule: messenger RNA, 1172 nt
Organism: Osmia lignaria (orchard mason bee)
Lineage: Eukaryota; Metazoa; Arthropoda; Insecta; Hymenoptera; Megachilidae
Product: aldo-keto reductase family 1 member A1-A
Molecular function (GO): oxidoreductase activity
Source: RefSeq, a predicted model, not a curated record